GUUCUCCCGAACUUUAUGAGAGGUGAAUACUAUUUGUACCUCACUUUAAUAACUAUUUUUGUAUAUUUAGGGGUUUUAUUAAGAGUGGCUUACUUUACUUUAAUAGAGCGAAAAAGCUUAAGAUCUUUUGGAGUUCGUUUGGGUCCAGAUAAAACUAGUUUUUUAGGUUUUGCUCAGCCUAUUACAGACGGUAUUAAGCUUUUCAUAAAGGAGUUUGUUGUUCCAGCAAACUCAGCUAGAAUUGUAUUUUUAGCAAUUCCGUCCAUUUCUCUGAUUUUAUGUCUUUUGGGGUGGCAGAUUUUCCCGUCUUUUGCGGUAUCUAACUGAUAUUCUAAUGAUAUCUUAUUUUUCUUGGUAGUAAGUAGGUUAAAUGCACACAUCGCUAUUAUAAGAGGGUGGUCUUCUAAUUCUAAGUAUUCUAGGGUUGGGGGUGUUCGUGGAUUUGCUCAGGUUAUCUCUUAUGAAAUUUGCCUUAGAAUUUGUUUAGUUGUAGUGGUGAUUGUGAGGGGGAGAAUAAGAUUUUUUUCUAUUGCUGAGUCGGGGUGGUCUAUUUGGUGGGGAUUCUUUUGGCUCCCUGUGGUGUUGCUGUGGUUAACCGUAUGUUUAGCGGAGGCUAAUCGAGCACCAUUUGAUUUAGUAGAGGCGGAGUCUGAGCUUGUUUCCGGGUUUAACACCGAGUAUUCUGCUGGAGGUUUUGCUUUGUUAUUUAUUGCAGAGUACGGGAUAAUUUUGUUAUUGUGUUCGGUUACUGUUUUUAGGUUUUUUCAAAACCCUAACAUGCUGUAUGUAGCUGGGUUAUGUUGAGCAUUUCUAAAAGUUAUGCUGCUUGUGUUCUUCUUUAUUUGGUCUCGUGCAGCACUUCCUCGAUUGCGGUAUGAUUUUCUGAUGGUGGCAUGUUGGUCUAGUCUUCUUCCCUUCAUUUUAGGUGUUUAUUGUCUUAUUUUCUUUGUGUCUAAGGUUUAAAGUGAGUUCGUCGUUUGUUUUAUAUAGUAUUACAGUGUGUGUUUUGGUGAGGGCAAUAUUAAAGCAUUUUUCUAACUUUUUAAGCUAUUUAAUCCUAGUCGAGGGGGCAUGCGUUGGACUUGGAGCUAUAUUAAUGUACGCCGAAAGUUACAUUCCUGCUUACGGUCUAUUUAUGUUCCUAGUCUUAGUUGCAUGUGAGACUUCUUUGGCAUUGGGUUUGAUAGUGGGGAUUAUACGCAAUCCUGAGUCAGGUGUCUACUCUUUAUAUUCUUACGGGGAGUAAAAAAUGCAAAGAGCAAUUAGUACAACUUAAGUAUACUGGCUUGUCAUGCCAGAGGUACGCAUAAUUUAUUGCGGAUUGCUCUAAGUAAAGUGUUUUAUUGUGGCGCUGAAAGUUUUUUGUAAGCCCAGUAGCCGAUAAGUUACUUUUUAAUUUUAACUUACUUAAAAGUAGCUUUCGGUUGGAGUAAAAAUUAGAUUGAUUUUUUUAAAAAAAUAAACAAACUUUUAAAAAUUUUUUUGUGCAAUUCGUAUAGUGAGUAGGGAGUGAAAUAUAAUAUAGAAUAGGAAAGACUCUAAUAAUAGGGUAUGAGUAUAAAUAUAAAUAAUAGUAGUUAUAGAUAGUAUGUUAAAGGGGAUCUAGUUACAAGUGGGAAGGAAUGAGUUUCCGGGGGUCUAGAAUCCGGGUAUACCUGGGGUAUACCCAUGAAAUGAUAGAUGUAUAAAGUGUGUAAUAAGGGGUUAUAUGGCGAACAAAACUAAUACUGGUAGUUAUAAAAGACAGUUCAAGUUGAGUCAGGAUAUAAAGAAAAAUUUGUAGAAAAACAUAGCAAAAGGAACUCGGCAAAGCAUGGCCUCGCCUGUUUAACAAAAACAUCACUAAGAGAACCUCACUCUUAGCAGUACCUGCCCAGUGCAAAAUUGUAAACGGCCGCCCUAGCGUGAGGGUGCCAAGGUAGCGAAAUUCCUUGCCUUUUAAUUGUAGGCCUGCAUGAAUGGAUUGACGAGGGCCAGUCUGUCUCUUGCUUUGUGUAGUGAAAUUGGACUGAAGGUGAAGAUACCUUCAUAUAAAAGUUAGACAAGAAGACCCCGUGCAGCUUUUAAAAAUUUGUUAAUUAAGAGCAGUAGAUUUUUAGGUGGGGCGCCUAGGAAGUAAAACUUAACCUUCAUUAUAAUUUCUUUUGAAUUAAAAUAACUUUCUGGUGUAGACCCGGCAAGUCCGAUCGUAGGAGAAGUUACGCCGGGGAUAACAGGCUUAUCCAUUAGUAGAGCUCGUAUUGGCUAAUGGGAUUGGCACCUCGAUGUUGAAUUAAGGAUGAUAGCUCUAAGGCGUAGAAGCUUUAGAAUGUGGGUCUGUUCGACCUUUAAUACCUUACGUGAUUUGAGUUCAGACCGGCGUAAGCCAGGUCGGUUUCUAUCUUCUUUUAGAAUUUUCUUUUGGCUUGUACGAAAGGACUGCUGAGAGAGGAAAUUUCCUUGAUUUUAGAAUUGUUUCUAAGGUAGUAUGAAUGUUUUA
This is a messenger RNA of Saccostrea echinata, 2479 nucleotides long. Its product is annotated as NADH-ubiquinone oxidoreductase chain 1-like. NCBI's taxonomy places the organism in Eukaryota, Metazoa, Mollusca, Bivalvia, Ostreida, Ostreidae. The record is from RefSeq and is a predicted model, not a curated record. Gene Ontology annotation, molecular function: NADH dehydrogenase activity. Gene Ontology annotation, biological process: aerobic respiration. Gene Ontology annotation, cellular component: membrane. The transcript has a single exon.